AUUCUCCUUGCAGAGCGUGAUGCACAAAAAUGGUUCCACGAUGAGCUCGGCAAGCACAUGCUGACCAAGCAUGAAGGCCGGAGUGCCAGUUUGCAUCCAAAGAGCUAGCGCGGUCGAUGCAAGCGCCGACCCGGGCCGACAUGGAGGCUUUGAAACGUUCUGCGCGGUUCUUGGUCGGAGCCGGACGGCUUGUGCAGCGUUUUCACAUGCAGGAAGACCCGGGGCGGGUGACCGUGUUCACGGACAGUGACCACGCCGGGUGUCUGAAGACACGGAAGUCCACAAGUUGCACUAUGACGUUCUACGGCAAGCACAUGGUGCGUGCAACUUCUACGACACAAGGGGUCAUCGCCCUUUCUUCUGGCGAAAGCGAGUUCUACGCUGCAGUCAAGGGUGCCUCAGUGGGUCUGGGGACUGUUCAGAUGUUGCUGGACAUGGGAGUCCACGUAGCUAAACCAGUGAAGCUGUUAGUCGACGCUACAGCCGGCAUCGGCAUUGCAAGCCGCAGAGGUGUCGGUAGGAUCCGUCACAUCCACACACCGGCGCUGUGGUUACAGCGUGCCGUCCAUGAUGGCAGAGUGCUCAUGGACAAGGUCCACGGGAAGGUGAACCCAGCAGACGCUGGCACCAAGCACGUGGACGCCAAGGCGAUUCAAGGCAUGCGGUCGCUAGCUGGAUUCGUCGUUCUUGCUGGGGCCAGCAAGCGAGCCUUGAAAGCCACCCUGCGCUAGGAAGCGGCCACGGUGCCUGCUCCUAGCCCGCAGCUUGGGCCGGUCGCGCUCCUUGGGGUCAGAUCCACGGCAGUGCGAGGAAACGGCGUUUGAGCCAGCUCCUCCCCCGAGGGCGGCGGCACAACACCCCAGCAGGGCUACGGGGGUGCAGGUGCCCACCUUGGCACUCGCGCUUGGCGCUCUCCCGGCGCCACGAGACACCGAGAGAGCAGGAGGAGUGCAUGAAUCUCCUGGCACUCCCCUGGUCUGAGUCUUCUGCAGUGUAGCUUGAAACGUGAGCUCAGGGAGCAUGCAGUGAGGGAGGGUUAGGGGCAUUAGCAGUAGUAGCAGCAUUUUGCACUCAUCCGUAACUGUGAUGGCUUAGUUGCGAUUCGAGCGUUCGCAUAAACGCUAAUCGUAUAUACACUG
Messenger RNA from Prorocentrum cordatum, 1139 nucleotides. The record is from the annotation of a GenBank genome assembly. NCBI's taxonomy places the organism in Eukaryota, Dinophyceae, Prorocentrales, Prorocentraceae.